Penicillium argentinense is the source of this 3309-nucleotide messenger RNA. RefSeq lists its product as uncharacterized. The transcript has 2 exons. Gene Ontology annotation, biological process: regulation of mitotic cytokinesis. The record is from RefSeq and is a predicted model, not a curated record. Gene Ontology annotation, molecular function: GTPase activator activity. NCBI's taxonomy places the organism in Eukaryota, Fungi, Ascomycota, Eurotiomycetes, Eurotiales, Aspergillaceae. The coding region runs from base 1 to 3309 and encodes 1102 amino acids.
AUGGAGCACGUUUCAACGCUGUGUGCACUGAGCACAUUUGCGAUCGCUCCGACCGGCCUUGCCCUGGGUCGCGCGGAAAAGUCCAAGAAAGCGCCCAAGAGUGAUCUCCUGCGAAGAAGGCUAUCGCAACCUCCGCAGCGGUCAUCAUCCACCGCGACCCCAGCCGACGUCCGGCCUAAAACAUCUCGAUCGACCCGCCCUCCUCUCUCUUCGGUAGACUACUGGACCAUCAGCGAAAAAGAGCCGGUCCAGCCUACCCAGCACCCCCUACAUCCUGUCGAACUGCCCCAAACUGGGAAGGAUAAGCGAAACAGUUUGCAAGAUCCGCAAUGGCAGGAGCCCGACCUGCGCCGCGCAUCCAUGUCCUUUGGAGCGGCCCGCCGUCGUCGUCGCGGCCAAACCCUGACCGGUCCGCCAUUGCGAAUUCCUGAACAUGGCCCGACUGAGGCGUCUGCCGCCGAAUCGCAUGCGCGACGACCUUCGACCAGUUGGCUGCACCGACUAUCAAUCACGUCCUUCCAGUCGGACAGCCCAUCGGCCGGGACCAUGAGUCCCGUCACGUCCUCGAUCAAUGGAUCGGAUAGUCCGAUGCUGCCGCGGACGCCAGUUCAACGCAGGGUGCCCAACAAGCUGGUGAAGCGCCCAUCAUCAAAGCGAUCCGAUGUCACUUCUCUCUUUGUUGAUACAAGUGCAUCACCGGCAAUGGCAUUACGUCGGCCGGCAACCAGCUAUCAAAAGUCGGAGUCGAUGGGGCUGCAGACCCCUUUCACUCCAGAUUUCGAGGCUCAGUUCUCAGCGCACUCGUCCCAGCUGGAUUCGCCGGCAAUGAGCGAAUUCGAUCUCAGUUCGUAUGAUACCUUGAGCCCGUACUUUGCCCGAAAGGCAUUGGGUCUUGCGCAGAAGCUGACCCGACGGAUGUCCAUUUCUGGGACUCCCAGGGCGGAAAACGUGCGGUGUCUGGUCUCGAAUCCGACUGCUUGUCCUGCAUUGGUGUCGGCAACUGCCAUCGUGAACAACACCAAUGCGAGUCAGGACAAGCCGUCCACGCCGGUCGAGUUUCGUAACCCAUUCGCCGCACCAGUCAAGACUGGCCCUGCCACGGCGGCGCCAGUGCCUCAAACGGCACCGCCGCCUAGGACGGCACCACCAUGCGCACCUGAAAAGCCCGCGCAUAAGCAAUCCUAUUCGGUCAGCGACAUAGAGCGCAAGAAGAUCGUAGUGCCUACGGUAACCGGAUUGGGGGCCCCUGUUCUUGGGCCCCGUGGUGGCUCUCUGAAGCGGGUUAAAGGACGUACCUUCUCUAUCCCUCGCGCAGAACUACCCAUGAUGGCUACACUGGAAAACAUGGCACCGAUCUCACCAUUGGCCCCGCAGAGGCGCAACAUUACUGAUCCGACUGUUUUCCGCCGGCCGCCACCCCCGUCAACAUCUGGUUUGGCAGUCGGCAGACAGUCGGCAGGUAUGCCCCGAUCUGUGUCUCACGACUACAACCUCGGGCUGCGUGAGCGCCCUCCUUUGACCCCCGAUGCGGUAGCCGUCGCUGCAUGGCAGGAUCCCAGCCGACGAGGUAGUCAUGCACACUCGCUACGACGUCGACCUAAGCGGCACUCGAUUGCUGCUUCUGACCCAGCUUCGACCAUUAUUGGCUCUGACGACACGCGCGUUUUUACCUCGGGCGAUGAAUACGAAACGGAUAUGAUGACCGACUAUUGGGACUCUAUUCGGACUCGCGAGACAGAAGUGAACACCUUGCAUGGACUGCGGAUCGAAACAAUGUUCGACAAGGCCGGCACGCAGCUGUCAAACGAGGAAGUCGCAACCCUGGAAGAUCUACUCCCGCGGGGUUCCUUUGCUUCUCGGGUCGACCACGACCCGCCCCUCUUCCCUUCACUUUCCCCCACUACCUCGCGGGCUCACGUUAAUGACAACCCAUCCUUCUCUGAUGGGGAUGAUGACGAGACGCACAGUAUGAUCGGGGCAUUACCAGGCGAGCUCAACGGUCCUUCGCCCUCGGCCCCUCUGACAUCUCCCUCCUCGGGCCCUUUGGGCCAGGACAACCCUGCUUCUCCCUCCGCUCUGUUCUUUGCCGACUCGCAUAUUGAACGUAAUGAACAUUCGCAAAGUGCUCAAAAGAUGAACAUCUUUGAUUGGUCAGAGCAGGCACGGCCUGACCGUGAUCAAUCCGACACCGACGCUCGACCCAGUACGGUGCAUGGCAAACAAAACAUGAUCGAUCGAGGAAGUCGUGCGGCCUGUAGAAAAGUGCCAUCGACCGUUCACCUUCGCAGCCAAAGUGUCCCGGUGGCCAGAGACCUCCCGGCAAAUGAAUCUCGUCAGCCUUCUGGCAAGUUCGGCACAUGGAAUCUGGGCGGUAAGGGCCCGAGUGAAGAAUGGGAUAACGAUUUCGAGUUCGAUGAUGGCGAGGAAGACGAUGCUCCCAGCCAAAAGACCAAGAGCACUGAAUCGGAAGUCGCCCCGCAACAAAGCAUGACCGUGCCGCAGGCCAUUCUCGAGCGACAAGCCAGCCUGCGCGGUCAGUACGGCCAGGUGCAGGAACUGACUUUGCUGGUGGAGGAGUUGAAGCGUCUCAGACACCAGGGCAGUGUCCUGGGCCUCGCCGACGGACCGUCGGCCGAACUUUGGAAGGAAGCUGAGGGGAUCAUCAACCUUGCUACGAUUGAUGAUGAGGAAGAUCGCCGCUCGCCUCCUGGAUCCCCUUCGUCUCUCACUUUCAGCUUCGAUGACUCCGAUGAAGAAGGACUGAACGCUCCCCCGGCGAAGCGUGAUAGCGACUCGUUCAAGCCACCUCUCAAGCAACUCUCGAAGAAUCCGCCCAAGUCGCAAUCCGUACUCGAUAUCUUGCAGCCUCCCUCCGGUCACAAUCGGUCGUCUACCUUGCCUGAUCUCCGUCCGUCGUCCCGUGCUCAGAAACUUCCGUUUGAUACUUCUUCGCUUCGCAAUCUCGUUGUCCGCGCCGGUGUCGUUACCCGCGCCUUGAAGGAAGUCAUUCGCAAAGCCGAGGGCGUUGACUCGAACCCGCAAACCAUGUUCCCUUCGGAUCCCCCUUCCGACGCAUCUUCGACCAACCGUCUCACGAUGAUCUUGCAAGCUUCGAAGCUGCACUGGCCGAGAUGCAUUGAGCACAUCACAAGGAGUUUCUUUACUGCCAUUUCCAUAUUCCCUUCAAAAACAACCUCUCAAAUCCGACACGACACGCCUCCCGGCAGGAUCACCAUCACGAGAAUUUCCUUCCCCUUAUUCUCACUGAAGCCUUUUCAGAGUCAGCAUCCUCCUUAUCUCAUACUCUAA